AUAAAAAAACAUAAUUUAAAUAUAAAUGAAAAACAAUACUGUUCAUUGAUGAUCUAAUACUGGGCAUUUUGAAUUUGUUCAAAAUUCAUUUUUAAAAUUGUUAACUAAAAGUAGGGGCUGCUGAACGAAACGAAUAAUAAAAAAGUCAUUUUAAAUUACAAUCAAUCUUUUUAUUCUUAAAAAAAAAAACGUAGCCAUAGUGAAAUCAUUUUAAAAAGUAAUUAAAAAAUUGCGAAAAAACCCAAGUAUCAGUUGAAUAUUAUAAUUACUUGUAAAAACACUAAUUUCAAGACAUUGUUGUUCAACGACAAUAAGAUGUAAGAUUACUAUUUCCUGCACCUCAAAUGGAAACAAUCACAAAAUAAAAUUAAAAUACGAUACCAGCAAAAAAAUUUAAAUCUGAAAAAAAGAGAAAAAAAAGAAGAAAUAUUGAUAAAAUUAUUUAUUUUUUUUUUGUUUUACUAAUGUUCUUUUAUAAAAAGAAAAUCUGCAUGUGACGUGAAUAUUCAAAAUUUUAAGAUUGGUCGCUAACUGCAGUUUUAAUUUUUUAUUGUUUUUGUAACGUUGUGUUUUCAUUAUUGAAAGAUAUAAGAUACAAGUCAUGUUCAAUUUAAAUGUUUAUUUAAAAUUUAUUUCAAAUUUAAAUUUAAUUAGUUAGAUGUUUGUUAUAAGUAAUAUUUAUUGAUUUUUUUGAAAUUGUAUUAAUUAACGAGCAAAUUAAGUAGAAGCUUGAAAAUAAGAUUUAACAAAAAGAUAUUUGAGAACUUAUACGCUGAAAAUUAAGAAAACAGAAAAUUUUGUAUAUUUUCAAGAUGACGGUCGAUUUUAAUGAUUAUUUUUGGGGAGAAAAAAACAAUGGCUAUGAUGUUCUUUAUCACAAUAUGAAAUUUGGAUUUGUUGCUAGCAAAGAAUUAUCAGAUUUUUUUCGAGAGAAAACCAAUGUUGAGGAACAAAAUUCUAAAUUGAUGACAAAAUUAGCCCAUAAAGCUGGUUCUGGUACUCUAAAUGGAACGUUUGCCCCAAUAUGGGGUAUAUUAAAGAGUUCAGCAGAACGUUUAUCGAAUUUGCAUUUACAAAUGGUACAAAAACUAAGUGAAUUAGUUAAAGAUAUAAGUAAAUAUGCUGAUGAAUUACAUAAAAAACAUAAAUUAGUCAAAGAUGAAGAAUCAAGUACAUUAGAAGCUGUUCAAGCAAUGCAAUCAUCUACACAGGCUGUUCAAAAAUCAAAAGAUUUAUAUACAAAUAAAAUGCAAGAAUUGGAAAAAUUACGAAAAGAAAAUGGUACUUCGAAAGAUAUUGAAAAAGUUGAAACAAAAUUGAAAAAAUUACAAGAUGAUUAUAAAAAUUUGAUGGAUAAACAUGCACCUAUUAAGCUAGAAUUUGAAAACAAAAUGACUGCAACGUGUAGAAGAUUCCAAGAAAUCGAAGAAGCACAUUUACGGCAAAUGAGAGAGUUUUUAUCAACAUAUUUAGAACUUGUACAAACCAACCACGAUAUGGUUGGACAGGUUCAUAGUGAAUUCAAGAGACAGUUUCUUGAUAUGAGUGUUGAUAAAUUGUUGGAACAAUUUGUGUUAAAUAAAUAUACUGGUCUAGAAAAACCAGAAAUCACUGAACUUGAAUUAAUAAACUUGUCAUCGGCGCCAUCAUCAAGCACAACUCCAGUAGUUUCAUCUUUGCAUUCUUCAAAUCAAACACAUAGCAAUACAUCUUUUGUAAAUCAGUUAAGUCAAGUGAAUCAAUUGCAUCAUCAACAACAAUCACAUCAAUCAGUACAUUCCACUGGUGCAGCUGGUUCUGUAUCAGGAGCGACAAAUGCCUUAGUAAGUCCAGUGCCAUCAGUAACAUCUCAACAAAAGGUUUUAGGUACAAGUGGGGGCGGCGGUCCUGGUAGUAGAGGUGUAUCACCUGAACCAAACUCAGUAACAAGCACAGUAAGAGCAAAUUUAAGAAACUGGUUUUCAUCAAAUAUUCCAUCUAAACAUUCCGAAAAACCAAACGCUGCGAUAACUAAUACAAAUUUAAAUCAAGACAAUACAACUUCAAAUGUAAGCGGUAAUGGAGCAUUCAAUUCAGAAGGUAACCCAAAUCAGCUUCAGCAGCAGCAUACAAAUCAACAACAAAACCAGGACACAAUACAAAGUUCGUAUAUUUCACCAGCUUUAAGUCAAUUGUCUGAACAUAAUAUUUCAUUUUCAUCAACAAAUACUGUCCCAAAAAAAGGUCAACAACAAAAUGAACAGCAACAGCAAACAUCAAAAGUUUCAUCGCAACUUCAUCAACAACAUCAACAACAACAACAAUCUACCCAACAUCAGCAACAAACGUCGUCGCCACAAGUACAGCAACCAAUACAACAAACAAAAUCUUCCCGCCGUACUACUUCCCUUCUAAAUCUCUUCAUGUCUAAUUCCCAGGGAAGCCGGGAAAGCCGUGAACAGGUUGAAGCCUUGUCAGCUCCAACGAGCCCGAAUGAACAAGGCUUGUCCAAUCAAAAUAUUUCACAAAUUGGAAGGAAUCCUUUAUUAAGAGGUUCAAAAUAUAAUUUAGUUUCAGGAAUUUUACGUAGCCGAAGAGAUAAAGCUAAAACAAAAAAAUCCAAGAAAAAGAAAGACACUGAAACAUCGAGUAACAAAGAUGAGAAUAUAAUAAUAGAUGAGAAAUCUGAUCAAAAGAAUAAUGAAAAUAGUCCUGUACAAACUCCGGCUACAACAACAGCAAAUGUGAAUUUUACAAAUUCAAAUACUGCAACAAGUGGAAUAGCUCCUACAGCAACUCCCGAAGUCGAUGAAGAUGGAUACAGUAUUAAACCUAGAAAUAAAGAAACCAGCUGGAAUGAUGAAAGAGAGAAGGGUAACUUUUACUCAAGUUCAGAUUCUGAUUCUGAUAAUGACAAACCUGAACGAAAAAUUCAUGUCGAAAUCAAACCAUUAAAUAAUGGUACAGCACCAAUAUCAGCUAGCGUUGAUGAAUUAAGAGCUACUGUUGGAAAUAUUUCCUUAUCACCGAUUGGAGUUCUUUCGAAUCGUGGUGGUUCAACUUCUGACAACCACGAAAUGAAACGAUCACAAUCUGUUUCACAAAAAUUGGGUGAAAAACCGAGCAUUGAUUUACUCGGUCUAACUUUAUUUCAUCAACAGCAUAGUCAACAUUUACAAUCAACCCAUUCAAAUAAUUCAUAUCAACAGCAAAGUCCUGGUGCAUCAAAUGCAUCAACACCGACAACUGUACAUCCUUACGCACCUUUACAAAGUCCAACUUUAUCAGUAUCCAAUAACUCCAGAUAUGCUGACUUAGGUGACAUAUUUUCAACUGAAAUAGGAGAAAUAAGUGCGUCAGCACCAGCUUCGGCUACUUUAUCAAAAGCAAGCAGUAGGCAAAUACCAACCCCGACAUCUGCAAGCAGUAUAGCAAUUCCUAGACCACCUUCACGAAGGUCUGAAGCGGCUAUUCGUGGCCGUGUUAGCCCUUCUUCAAUGUCACGAGCUGACAGUGUUGGUAGCAUGGAAUUUCGUACUGCUGUUGGUAUUGGAUCAUCGCGUGGUCCAUCGCCACUAACAAUUGGAAUGACUGAUACAAUACCUUUGGCUGUUGCCUUUCACGAAAUAAUUCAUGCUUACUUUAGAGGUAGUGAUGAAUCUCGAUGUCAAGUUAAAAUGUCUGGUGAUAUGAUGUUAUCAUUUCCAGCGGGAAUUGUUAGUAUACUAGCAAACAAUCCGAAUCCAGCCAAAUUAGGUUUUCGAAUUAAACAUACACAAAAUCUUGAAAAUUUAAUUCCAAAUAAGCAAUUAGUUCAAAUAGAUAAAUUGCAAUCGACUAGUUUUAGUACAAUGUUAGAAUUUGAUAUGAAUGCGUUAACAGCAUUAUUGAGACGCCAAUCUGAACAAAAUCCGAAUGCAUCAUAUUUUAAUGUUGAUAUAUUAAAAUAUAUGAUUAAAUCUAAGUUAGGUGCAUCUUCAUGUCCAUUUCAAUUAGUUAGUUAUUGGAAAUGUGAACCGACUCACACAGCAUUAAAAAUUGAUUACAAAUAUAAUAGCCAUGCUAUGGCAUCUCCAUCAUCAUUAUUAAACUUAAUUAUAUCAGUGCCGGUUGAUGGUGAUGUUAAAAAUGUCCAAUCAAAACCUCAUUCAGUUUGGCUUGGAGAAUCCAAUCGUUUAGUUUGGAAUUUCACAGAUAUUUCUCAACAUUCUGAAGGCAACGGUAUUGGAACGUUAAGAGCAAGAUUAGAAGUUCGUAAUGGUCCUUCAACUCCUUCAACUUUGACUGUGCAAUUUAAUUGUGAAGGAACAACUUUAUCUGGUAUCGAAUUCGAAUUGGUAGGAACUGGUUACAGGUUAUCAUUAGUUAAAAGAAGAUUUGUGGCUGGUAAAUAUAUAUGUGAAGGGGAUGGUAUUAGAAAUAUCACAACACCUACUCCACCGACGUCUGUUGGAAGUCCGUAUUCAGCAAAAUCGAAUUAAAAAUACAACAUAGUGAAAUAUAAUUAACAUAUGUAUGUAAAUGUUCAUAUUAAUAUUAUUUAAAACAAACUUAGUUUUUAAAAUUAAUAAUAAAAAUGUUUUUGUAUAUUAUUGUAAAAUUUUCGAAAAGGAAAAAACCAAUAGAAAUACUAAUUUUUUUAAAUACAUACUAGGAAAGGAAAAGCUACAAAUCAUAAAAACAAUAAAUAUUAAAAUAAAAACUAGAAAAUGAAUCACUAACUUUUGAAACUUAAAAAAAAUUUAUUACUUCUUUCAAGAACAAAUAAUACUACUAUU
Molecule: messenger RNA, 4757 nt
Organism: Condylostylus longicornis
Lineage: Eukaryota; Metazoa; Arthropoda; Insecta; Diptera; Dolichopodidae
Product: F-BAR domain only protein 2
Exons: 17
Coding region: 813-4460 (1215 amino acids)
Biological process (GO): clathrin coat assembly; clathrin-dependent endocytosis
Cellular component (GO): cytoplasm; clathrin-coated vesicle; clathrin-coated pit
Source: RefSeq, a predicted model, not a curated record